Meloidogyne enterolobii is the source of this 693-nucleotide messenger RNA. The record is from the annotation of a GenBank genome assembly. NCBI's taxonomy places the organism in Eukaryota, Metazoa, Nematoda, Chromadorea, Rhabditida, Meloidogynidae.
AUGCGUACAAUGAAAAUGGAAAUUGAUCUCUUUCACGGCGGCGAUCAGAUAGAAAUUGCAAUAGUUCGGGCACCAAAUAUGAGCUUAAAAAUAGAGAGGGAACGAAUAAAUAAAUUGGUUGAAGAAUUCGAAAAUAUCCCUUAUUGUAUAGGCAAAAAUGGGACAGAAUUUUGGUUGAGAGAAUAUAUUAAAUAUGCCGAACAGACGGGGGCUUUUUUAAUUGAAAAUGAUAAUUGGUCGUGGAAUAGGGGUGUUUAUGAAUGGUCGAGACUGUUUGCUUUUUAUAAGUUGUGGUCACAAGAUUUUGUUUGGGAAAAUGAUCAAAUUACACCUACAGAUAAUUGGGAUCCUCUUGAAAUGCGUUCUUUUCGGUAUUUUAAAAAUCAAAAAUUUAAACAUUAUUUUGAAAGUUUUCGAAUCGGAGUUACUAAUUUCAACAAUGCCAAUGACCUUGUUUUGGUAACACAAAUGUUGAGGGAAGUAGCAUCAAAGCAUAAAGACCUUCAAGUUUAUACUUUUCAACAUGGAAGGGCUAUUGCUGAUCAAUUGAACGUUCUUCUGCCUUUCACACUUCGUAAUGAUUUAAUAGCUAUGGCAUGUAUGGUAGUUAUUUCUCUCCUUUGUAUUCCUAAUCCAAUAUGUACAAUUUGGAUUAUGUCAGCUAUGUUCAGCAUUGAAAUAGGUAUUAUAUGA